GCUGCCGGGCAGCCACACUACAGAUUUGUUUGUUAAUAGUCCAAUUAGAUAAUUGCCAUCUUUCACUCUUUUUCCUCUCCGUUUCCCAUAAAGCAAUGAAUGGCACUCAAGGAGGGGUGCAGCUUGAAGAGGGCUUUUUGCCAGCUAAGGUGACAAGAAGGGCAAGAGACUGUUCCUUGCACUAGUCCACCACUUUGAAUUGAAUCAUUGUGGCCUAAUCAAUGGUCUUAUUGGAUUACUGGCCACUGCUGUGUUCAGAGUUAUUGUUGCACUGACAAUGAAAAUAGCUAAGAGUUGGUGGUUGGGUGAGUAGUUUGUGGGCUGGAGGGUGAGUGGAAGAGAGAGGCAGGGGCCAUUCCAGGGGUAUACGUGUGAGCUCGGGAGUGGAGACAGCCUAGGCACUAAUGACAAGUUUUGUUCCUCUAUUCUUCGCUUUAAAAUAUGCAGGUUAAGAUUAUAAGAGCCGAGUGCGGCUUCAGGGGUGCAGUCUUAUAGGAACACUGCAGGGCGAGGCAUUGACAGGAUGCUGCUGGUUUUCUCUCACUGAACACAUGGCAGGGAAAGAAAAAGAGGAAGUUUGACACAGUUUCAGGGGAAUCCGGCGUUGCGGUGGCGGAGGAACAGUUCCUCCAAUGGCAUAGUGGUGAGAUCUACACAUUUCACGGUUCCGCUGAUUGCCAAAAAGAAAAAAACGGGAUCAAAGUUUGCCGACAUGCUGUGACAAUCAGGUGUGCUGGAAGGGAGUCGGCAGGGAAAAUGUCUGCCUGCACUCUGCAGAUGGAGGGUUGAAUUGCCUGGGAACUUUUAUCGGCUCUGGAAGACUUUUACCUCGGUGAUUGUGUGUGUCCAAGGUUGUGCGGUUUGCAAGACAAGGCCAGUCAUUUGUCUUGACUCCAUGGGCUGAGAACGGGCAAGCCGAGGGGACGGGACGAGCCAAACCCUCUAUCAAGACCUGAUCUAUUUCCACCAACAGUUUAGUGUAUUCAUGAGGUUACACUAAUGUGGAGGCAGCAAAAUUACUGUAAUCAGUUGAAACAGCGAGUGUGCAUCCAUCGCUACGAUCAUUUGGAGAUAAUCUAUCAGCCCGACGUCUAUGUAACGAGGAAAGGGGGGCACUAAAUUACUGUCGAGUUUCACUGAGAAGUCCAUGAUUAUUGGAUAAGGGAGUUUGGUCAGUGACAAUUCACAUCCUCUGAAAUCCUUUUUCUUUUUUUUUUUUGUACCUGACAAAAGGAGGCGAGCCUCCGGUCCAGGAGGAUAAUCCGAGCAUGGAGGUUAGGUACAACCAAGAGACAGAAGCAAUGGUACUGAAGAACAGACUAAAGGAGGGAAAGGACAGUAAAGAUUCCCAAGGCAACCUAUCCAAAGGCUUCCUUAAGGAACAGCAGGAUUCCUUUUCACCGUCUGGGAACAUGGACAACUGUGAGAAGAACAGGGGGAACGCGGGGGAUCCCGACUACUGUCGGAGAAUCCUUGUCCGAGAUGCUAAAGGCUCUAUCCGAGAAAUCAUCCUGCCAAAAGGUUUGGAUCUGGACCGGCCAAAGCGAACGCGCACCUCCUUCACUGCAGAGCAGCUUUAUCGCUUAGAGAUGGAGUUUCAGAGGUGUCAGUAUGUGGUCGGGAGGGAGCGGACCGAACUGGCCCGUCAGCUCAAUCUCUCUGAAACUCAGGUAAAAGUGUGGUUUCAGAACCGCCGCACAAAGCAGAAGAAGGACCAGGGGAAGGACUCGGAGUUGCGCUCGGUGGUUUCGGAGACGGCCGCCACGUGCAGCGUGCUCAGACUGCUGGAGCAGGGGCGGCUGCUGACUCCGCCGGGCCUGCCGGGCCUCCUGCCCCACUGCGGCUCUGCCCUGCGCCCCCCCUCCAUCGCCAUGGCCAGCAACAGCAGCAGUAGCAGCAGCAGCAGCGGAGGCAGCACUGGGACGGCUGGCGGCAGCCCUCCGCUGCCUGCCGUCACCUCGUCAGGGACGGUGGCGGGGCUGCAGAGCCCGCCGUCCGCUCACGGCUUUUUCAGCUUCCCAAUGCCGUCCAUUCUCAGUGGCGUGGCCACCCGCAUUUCGUCCAAUCCCCUCUCCAUGGCCGGCUCGCUGGCUGGCAACCUGCAGGAGCUUUCUGCACGCUACCUGAGCUCCUCUGCCUUUGAGCCUUACUCGCGGACCAAUGGCAAAGAAUCCAUGGACAAGAAGACUCUGGAAUGAUGGUUUGUGGUUUUGCUCUCGUACGGAUUCCUGUUUGCUUCUGGAAGCGUUUCAUUAGAUUUAUUAGCUGUUCCCAUCUUUGUUUGGUUUUUACCAAGUGUCUGUCAUUUGUCAGUGUCACCUUCUCUAACAAGCUUAUGUAUUCCUGCACUUCUGGCACCUUGUACAAGGAGCGAAGGAGGAACCAAGAAAACAAACGACAUUCGCUCGCCAAACAAAAAACGGAUGUCAGUGAAAGGACUUUGCACAAAUCUUCACACAAAUAUUUAUACGGAAACAGAAAGGCAGGGUGAGUUGGAUGCAAAAAAAUCUUUACUUUUUUUUUUUGGUUAAAGAAAUGAUCUCUCUGCCACACAUUCUGAAUUAACACAGCCAGUCUGAAGCAUAAAAAGGUCCAGGCCAGUGAAAGCAAGCGCUUUACGCUGCUGCACAGCAGCAAAGUCUCAGACAGGCAGUAGAAUAUGUAAGGUAAUUGGCACUCUAUCUAAACUGCGUUUCACCCGUCAGAAUUGUUGGUUCGAUGCAGCACGUCGCGGCGAGAAGACGCAGGGCAGAAAUAGCCGAGCAGCGAAGCAGCUUGUGUGAUCUAGUGAGCCCAUCGGAGCGUUUAAAACCUAUUUGCGGAGGCGCGAAUGAAUAAAACGGGAGUUUCUGAGGGAGGAGGAAAGCGCCUCCGAGUGAAAGCUGCUGCACAGCCAGUCUCAAACUCAUAAUCCAGCGCUUUUGACGCACAGACGCAGGUUGGGUUUUCUAAUGCUUCAGGAUGAACCAGCUUGUAGAGACAAUGUGAUCAUGUGGAAUGUUCACUGUUAUUUUUCUGUUUUGUGACGAUUUUAACAGCAUUACUCUUCUCUGCUGAAUUUUUGCCACCAGAAAUGCAGUACGCCUAUUAUUAUUAUUAUUAUUUUUCCCCCCCUUUUGUUUUUGUAAAUGCUAUUUUACCCCCCACUGUGUUCCUGAGAUUAAUGCAGGUGUGUGUCCUGUGCCAGUGACAGGAGCAGACACACACACCUGAGAGGAGACAAUGUAAGCCGCGUCGUUUUGGAGGAAAGGUUUCCGACAAUACAGUCCCAUCUCCUGUCUUGAAAAGAAAAAAAAAACAAGCAAAAAAUAAAGUUGAAGUUCAGACAAGAGAGUGAAUGCUACUGCUGUUGUGUAAAAACACCGAUUGAGAAUUGUACCAUAAAGUUGUUAUUUUAUUGUAAAAUAUCGACAUCUGUAAUUAAUUGAUGAUUUGUAUAGUUGGGGAAAGUAAUGUAUGGAUGAAUGUUUUAGCGUGGUUGAUAAACCAAUCUAAAGGUUAUUGGUGCUGUUGUUGUGAAAUAUCUUAAACAUUUGUGAAACGUGUUUUAAACAAAUGUGCCUAUAUGAUAUGUAA
Molecule: messenger RNA, 3576 nt
Organism: Xiphophorus couchianus (Monterrey platyfish)
Lineage: Eukaryota; Metazoa; Chordata; Actinopteri; Cyprinodontiformes; Poeciliidae
Gene: vax1
Product: ventral anterior homeobox 1
Exons: 4
Coding region: 1269-2198 (309 amino acids)
Biological process (GO): brain development; regulation of transcription by RNA polymerase II; central nervous system development
Cellular component (GO): nucleus
Molecular function (GO): RNA polymerase II cis-regulatory region sequence-specific DNA binding; DNA-binding transcription factor activity, RNA polymerase II-specific
Source: RefSeq, a predicted model, not a curated record